AUGUAUUAGGGUUUGAAAUAUUAUGUGUAAGUUUAUUAAGAAUAUCUCAUUCGAUACAAAAUAGAGGAUCAAAUUUUGAACAAUUCAAAUCAGUUAUUAAAUAAAUUAUUUUAAUAGUUGAAACUUUUCUAAAUAGGUUUGUGUGGACUAUUUCAUAAUGAUUUGAAACCAGAAAAUAUUCUAGUUUGUUUAACUUAUGAAUAUGUUAAAGUAUUAGUUGAUAAAGGAUAGAUUAAUUAUCGUUAAUAAUUUAUAUGUGUUGGAAAAGAUUGCAAAAAUUUUUUAGACAUAAAGGAAUUUUAAGAAAUUUAAUUGUGA
Molecule: messenger RNA, 318 nt
Organism: Paramecium sonneborni
Lineage: Eukaryota; Ciliophora; Oligohymenophorea; Peniculida; Parameciidae
Source: the annotation of a GenBank genome assembly